AUGCGGCAGCACUAAUUCUCAUGGCCGUCAAAGUGCAGUGAAAAAUGUGAAAAUUGCCUCUAAAACGCUACAAAACAGCGAAUAUUGAGAAAAUGUAACAACUAUAAGUGCCAGUGAAGUUCAGAUCUCAAUCACAAAGUUACUGUCACGAUGUCUCGGGAAACGGCCAGCGGAAUGUCUCAGGGCAGUUCUGACAAGAAGAAAUACAGAUCAAGAUCGUCUUCGCGGUUCGCGGAUCUGGACAAGCAGCGCAAGAUAAAAUGCAUGGGCGGAACGCCGAGUCUCUCCUCCAUUCCCAACACCAUCAAGUUGAGUAUGCUCAACAGUGGCCUGCUCUCCUUCGACCGCGUCAAGCUGGAGGCGCGCGAUGAGAACAACUCGCUGUCGCAGACAAUACCUGACCGACAGGUGCCACUCAAGUUCUUCCUGAAGCUCUGCGAGCAGCGCAAGAAGUUUCCUGUGCUCUUCAAGCUCGAGUUCCAAACGGCCAUCAAAGUGGAGAACAAUUCCAUUCGACACGCCACACGGAAGAACAAUCUGGAGAAGAACCAGAAUCAGAAGUGUGUUCCUUACGACUACAAUCGCGUCGUACUGAAGAAGAUUGAAGGUGUUCCAGACUCGGACUACAUCAAUGCAUCCUAUGUUGACAGCCUUUUGAAGCCGAAUGCAUACAUUGUCACACAAGGACCAACAGAAGAGACGGUCUGUGACUUUUGGCGAAUGAUUUGGAGCGAGAAUGUUAGUGCCAUUAUUAUGUUGACGAAGACGUUCGAUUUCACAAAGGUCAUGUGUGUUCAAUAUUGGCCAGCAUCGAAGGAGAAGGAUGAAUUCUACGCCGACAUCAAUAUUGCAAUUGUGAAGGAAGAGCAAUUGGCCAACUUUCAAAUACGCACAUUUCGUAUUUACAACAAAAGCGAGGGUGGUCCAUCCGCAUCGAGAGACAUCUUGCAAUUUCACUUCACUGAAUGGCAUUCACAUUCUUGUCCAUUUUCAAACGCCGUCUUGGAAUUUCGACGACGUGUUCGUGCUGUUGUGGGAAAUAUCAUCACGGAAAAUACUGUGAUUGGACCGAUGCUGGUGCACUGCAACGAUGGCGGCGGCCGAUCUGGAGUUUACCUGGCCAUUGACACAAACAUGGAAUUGGCGGAAGAAGAGGAGUGUUUCCAUCUCUUUGGGUACUUGAAGAAGCUUCGUCAGUCGCGUAAGGGUUUGAUAGAGAAUGUGGAUCAGUACAAAUUCGUGUAUGACACUCUCGAAGAGUACCUGAGCUGCGGAAAUUCCUGGUUUCCCGUGUCGCAGCUCUCGGAGAAACUCAAAGAGAAGAGCGUGAAGAAUCCUGCAACGAAAGUGAAUGAGUACCAGAGAGAAUAUGAUCAGAUAUGCAAGCAAACGCCGAGAUUCUCCAUUGGCGACUGUGCUGGCGGACAUCGUGCUGAUAAUAGGGACAAGAAUAGAGAUGUGCUCUGCGUUCCACCCGAUAAUUACCGGCCGUAUUUGACAUCCUUUCAGGGAAAUGCUUUUACGGACUAUAUAAAUGCGGUGUUUGUGGAUGGAUACACAAAGCCGAGGGAAUAUAUUGUGACUGAGUGGCCAGUGAUUAAGACACUGGGAGAGUUUUGGUCUCUUGUCUAUGAUCACGAGUGCGCCGCUGUUGUUGUCACUUGCAGUCCGCCGCCGAAUUCGCAGCAGUAUCCGGCGUUCUGGCCAGACAAGAGGAAGCAAUCCAUCAAAUACGGCCCAGUGUUCACGAUCACGUGCAAGGCGAGCAAGCAGUACAGCAACAUCAAGACGUGGGAAUACGUGAUCAACAAGAAGAUCGUCUCGCUCACCGAGCUGAUGGCGGGCGUGAAGGCGCCGGCGAAGUGCUGCAAACUUUUUCAGCUCCUGUGCUGGCCAAUGGGCCACAAGGUGCCGACGUCCACGAACAGUCUCGUGGAGCUGAUGAAUAUGGUGGAACAGUGGCGCGCGAAGAUGGACAACGGCCCAGUUUGUGUUGUCUCACCUGACGGACGAAGCCGAGCUGGUGUUUAUUGCGCCGCCAAUGCGUGCAUCGAGCAAGUGAUUCAGCAUGGAGAAGUGGACAUCUUUCAGGCUGUCAAGACUGUGAGGAGAAAUCGUCCGCAGUUGGUUGAGAACAUUACUGAAUACAAAUAUGGCUAUGAUUUGGUUCUUCACUACGUGCUGCACUAUUUAGACAAGGACAUGAAGGAAAAGGACAAGGACAAGGAGAAGGAAAAGAAUACAGGGCAAAACUAAACGCCUCUUACUAUUGUAUUUCAUCCCAAGUAACUAUUUUCUGUUCUUUUUCUGUACCGAACUUGCAUAGGGAAAUUGUGAGAAUUUUUAGAGGAUUUAUUAAGAGGAAAUAUUUGUCGUCCAGAGAUAUUUGUUAUGAACCUAUACACCAUAUUUAAUUACAAGAGUAUAUUGGAGGAAACUUGGAAGAAAAUGUUUAAUGUACAAGAAUAUAUUUAUGGGAAAUAAUUGUUCGUUGAUGUAGUAAAUAUAUUAAUUGUUUCAUAUAAUGGAAA
This is a messenger RNA of Phlebotomus argentipes, 2531 nucleotides long. RefSeq names its product receptor-type tyrosine-protein phosphatase kappa (gene Ptp36E). Gene Ontology annotation, molecular function: protein tyrosine phosphatase activity. The coding region runs from base 151 to 2256 and encodes 701 amino acids. Gene Ontology annotation, biological process: protein dephosphorylation. NCBI's taxonomy places the organism in Eukaryota, Metazoa, Arthropoda, Insecta, Diptera, Psychodidae. The record is from RefSeq and is a predicted model, not a curated record. The transcript has 12 exons.